AUGAGUUCAAAGUCAGCGGCAGCCAUCUUACAGCGACAAUUUAAGGACUUGACUGACCCUAAAAAGGGGAUUCCAUCUUUUCAUAUUGAGUUAGAUGAUGACAACAUCUUCCUUUGGAAUAUUGGAAUAAUGGUAUUGAACAAAGACUCUAUGUACCAUGGGGGCUAUUUCAAAGGUCAAAUGAGAUUUCCCAGCGAUUUUCCUUUUUCCCCUCCAACCUUCAGAUUUACGCCUGCCAUCUACCACCCGAAUGUCUACAGAGAUGGGCGCUUAUGUAUUUCAAUAUUACAUCAAGGUGGUGAUCCUACAUCAGAAGAACCCGAUAGCGAGACUUGGACUCCCGCACAGACUGUGGAAUCUGUUUUGAUUUCCAUCAUUUCGUUGUUGGAGGAUCCAAACGUUUCAUCUCCUGCUAAUAUUGACGCUUCCGUCGAAUUAAGAAAAAAUCCUGAAGCGUACAAAAAGAAGGUCUUGCAGGAAGUUGAAAGAUCCAAAGCCGACAUACCAGAAGAUUUCAUCACUCCUGAAUCCGAAUUAUUUGCAUAUUCUAAUGGUAAUCUUCCUGGUAAAGACAUAGAACAAGAUCCUGUUGAUGAAGACUUCUGGUAUGAUAGUGAAGAAGAAGAAAGCUUUGAUGAAGAGAGCUUAAUGGAUGAUAUGGAAGAUAAUGAUGACGACGAGGAAGAAGAGGAAGAGGAUGAUGACGUAGAUUUAGUAGGAAAAUGA
Molecule: messenger RNA, 726 nt
Organism: Priceomyces carsonii
Lineage: Eukaryota; Fungi; Ascomycota; Pichiomycetes; Serinales; Debaryomycetaceae
Gene: CDC34
Product: SCF E2 ubiquitin-protein ligase catalytic subunit
Exons: 1
Coding region: 1-726 (241 amino acids)
Biological process (GO): ubiquitin-dependent protein catabolic process; protein polyubiquitination
Molecular function (GO): ubiquitin conjugating enzyme activity
Source: RefSeq, a predicted model, not a curated record